This is a messenger RNA of Triticum urartu, 1174 nucleotides long. RefSeq names its product alpha-2-purothionin-like. Gene Ontology annotation, biological process: defense response. NCBI's taxonomy places the organism in Eukaryota, Viridiplantae, Streptophyta, Magnoliopsida, Poales, Poaceae. The record is from RefSeq and is a predicted model, not a curated record.
AUCACCACACAACACAUACCGAUCAUCCAAGUUUGAGCUGCACGUACGUACGCCAUGGAAGGCAAGGGUGGUCUCCGGGCUGUGAUCCUCCUCCUGGGCGCGGUCCUCGUCAUAGGGAGCAUGGUGCCGCUGGCCCAGGCAGAUCCGACGGCCGCCGCCACCGGAGCUGCGGACGCCAAGUUCUGCUGCAAGGACAAGAUAGGGAGCCACUGCUACGCCGCCUGCACCACGCAGUACGGCCCCAUCCCGUUCUGCGCGGAGAUGUGCUGCUGUGUGCAGCUUACGAGCGGCAGAUGCCCGAGGCAAUGCCCUACCCCGGCCGACCCCAGACUUUUUCUUGCGGAUAGCUCCGCCUCCGACCUUCUCACCAGCAACGCCGUUGAGGUCGAGAGCUGCACGCUGAGGUGCUCGUCCAUCGUCUGUCACAGCAUGCGCAACGUUGUGGAUGGCGGCAGCGAGGGGACGAAAGCCGUCGUGGAGCGCUGCGGCGAUGCAUGCGGCCGCUUCUGCGCCGGGGCCGGCGGCGUUGCAUCCCUUGAUACUUAAUAAUAGUACUAUCAAUCAAGCAUGCAUAUCAUGCACGUACGCGCUCAUGCGUGCGUCCGGAUGCAUGUGCUAGCUGCCACUACGUACUGAGCAGCCCAGAGACGACGCAUCUCUGUGUUUGCUCUUUGUUUUCAUCAUCAGUAUAAUAAUUGGAUUCCACCGUCUGAUGGUGCGUAUUCAAGUUCAAGCCAGUGUGUGACGACGUCGCCUUGGAUAUAAGUAUAUACGCGUUCAUCAUGGCGUGAUGUGUUCAUGCGUAUGUACGUGUUGAACGAGCUAGCUAGUAUGCUGUACUCCCUCUAUCACAGUUUAAAGGGCGUAUCUUCAAAACCAGAAUUUUUCACAAUUAGAGAGAAAUAGGGCGCAUGUCAUUAAUUAGCCUAUUAACUGCAUCGUUUUGGGAGGAAUUAGCUCCUUCCGUUUGCCUUCCUGGUGCGCAUGCAUGGUGUGAACUGAAAUUACUCCACCAAUGCAUGCGAUGGUUUUCUUCUUUUACUGGACGGAGAGGUUACUAUGUGUUUGUUUGGCGAUUAAUUAGGCGCAUAUCCUUAACUACCGCAGCUCCAACGCAUCGGUUAUUCCUACCAAUCGCUAGCAACCUUGGGCCCAGAGAGAUGUGAGGUACGCC